Mandrillus leucophaeus (drill) is the source of this 973-nucleotide messenger RNA. RefSeq names its product O-acetyl-ADP-ribose deacetylase MACROD2-like. The record is from RefSeq and is a predicted model, not a curated record. The transcript has 6 exons. Gene Ontology annotation, biological process: DNA damage response; peptidyl-glutamate ADP-deribosylation; purine nucleoside metabolic process. Gene Ontology annotation, cellular component: nucleoplasm. Gene Ontology annotation, molecular function: ADP-ribosylglutamate-[protein] hydrolase activity. NCBI's taxonomy places the organism in Eukaryota, Metazoa, Chordata, Mammalia, Primates, Cercopithecidae. Bases 12 to 497 code for a protein of 161 amino acids.
GUUUACUGAAGAUGACCUUAGAAGAGAGACGCAAAGAAUACCUAAGAGACUAUGUUCCCCUGAACAGCAUUCUAUCAUGGAAGGAGGAGAUGAAGGGCAAGGGCCAAAAUGAUGAAGAAAAUACUCAGGAAACAUCCCAGGUGAAGAAAAGUUUGACUGAAAAAGUUUCUCUCUAUAGAGGUGACAUCACAUUGCUAGAGGUAGAUGCUAUAGUCAAUGCUGCAAAUGCCAGUCUUCUUGGAGGAGGAGGUGUGGAUGGCUGUAUUCAUAGAGCAGCUGGCCCCUGUUUGCUAGCUGAAUGUCGUAACCUGAAUGGCUGUGAUACUGGACAUGCAAAAAUCACAUGUGGCUAUGACCUGCCUGCAAAAUCGAAUUUGGAUACAAGAAAGCUAUUGAAACUGAAUCUUCUCCUACACCUGAAAAGAUCUAUAACUUCAACCACUCCAUGGAAAAAUAUACCAAAGAUUAAACAUGCUGUUGUCAGUCCUGGAGCCUGAGUACACUGUGAUGGCUUCAUGUUGUCAGCUGCAUUUUCUCAUGCCCUACACUGCAGACUGAAAAAGGAUGCUCCACAGCCAGCGUUAACAUCGUGCACCAAGCCUGCCACAGGCAUCCUUUCUUCUGCUCCAAGCUGCUGAGGGACAGGAAAUGGAGGUGCUGAGUUUUAAGGCUUACAGGGUUUGUCUGCACUGCAUUCAGCUUGCCAGUCCCCAGGAGAGCUGGCAUGCUGCUUCAGAUCCAGAAAGAAAAGGAGAGUGCCAAUCAGAUAUAUACACUUCUGUAAAUCUCCAGUUAGUUCCAGAGCUGUCAUUUGCUUGUAGAAAUUUUACCAUGUUUACAUGACUGACCCAGACAGCAAGAGCUAGUGAUGCCCCUCUGUUGUAACUACAUGGCAAGAGGGACAUGAAACCCCGUUAAAUAAAAUUAAUUUUAAGCACACAUUGAUUUGGAGAAGCAUUUGGACAAUAACAUA